This is a messenger RNA of Paramecium octaurelia, 1214 nucleotides long. The record is from the annotation of a GenBank genome assembly. NCBI's taxonomy places the organism in Eukaryota, Ciliophora, Oligohymenophorea, Peniculida, Parameciidae.
AUGCAAGCCAAUUUUGAUUUAUUGAGAUUUUAAAUGGACGAAUAAAUUUACGAGUACUCUGAUUCCUCAAAUGAUGAGUUAUUUCAAAAUAACAACCAAAAUAUAGAUUCAAUCUUAGAAUAGGAUGAUGGCUUGAUUUUAAAUUAAUUAGAAUCAUCUCCACCUCUAAAGGAGGAUAUUGAUGUAGUUAGAAUCUUAAAUUUUGAAGAAGUUAAAGUUUUCAUAGACGAAUUAAUAUGUCCCAUAUGCUCUUACAUAUUGAUUGAUCCAAAAAUAUGUUUGGAUUGUAGUCAAGGAUUUUGUAAAUAAUGUCUUACAUAAUGGUAUCUAAAUUCUUCAUAGAUUAUGCUUAGGUUCAAUUAAUAUCAUUUGAAGAGCUGCCCUUGCUGUAGAUCUAUUUCAAAUGAACCAGAGGAUGGAGCAAAAGCACCAAAACUAUUGUUUAAAUUGUUGAGCAAAUUGAAAAUAAGUUGUAAAUAUUAAGUAAAAUAUUAUAUCAACCUUAAUAAUAGAAUAACGGUUGUAAAUAGGCCAUUUUGUAUGAUAGCAAAGAAAAGCACUACGAAAAAGAAUGCGAAUAUAAAUCAAUUAUUUGUCAAUAUUGUUUUGGAAUAUAUUUGAAAAUGGAAAGUGGAACUCACGUAACCAAUAUUUUGUAAAAUAAUAGUUUCAACAAUGUGCAUAUAAGCCUAAAGAAUGUAAAUGGUGUUCAAAAACAUAUUCCCAUCACAAGUACUAAAAACAUUAAGAAGAUUGCUCUUUAAGAAAAUUAACCUGUCCAAUAUGUGUAAAGGAAUUUUCAAUUAAGUGGAUGGAGGAGCAUAUUAAAUUUUGCCUUCCAAAAUAGGAAUUAAGGAUAGUAAAGAAUGAACUGUAAGAAAGUAUAUCAGAAAUUUAAAAGGCAAAAUAGGAGAUUAAAGAAUCAAUAGAAGAAAUAUUAGAGAUAGAUAGAUUUAUCAGGAAAUAGAAAUUAAAAAGUAAAAGGAACGAAUAGUUAAACGAAAUAAUGAAUAACGAAUUAAGAAAUAGUUCUGAAUAAGAAGUUAUUUAAUAAAGCGAUGUAGAUCCCUAAGAGUUAAAUUAAUAACAAAUUGACUUCUAAGAAUACCAUUUAUAAUAACAGAUUAAAUAAGCCAGUAUCCCCAUCUAAGAAUUUGGAGAGGUACAGCAAACAAAUAAUCUUUGUUAAGAAGAAGAAGGGUUUUAAAAUUGAC